Molecule: messenger RNA, 1551 nt
Organism: Anopheles cruzii
Lineage: Eukaryota; Metazoa; Arthropoda; Insecta; Diptera; Culicidae
Exons: 3
Coding region: 1-1551 (516 amino acids)
Source: RefSeq, a predicted model, not a curated record
AUGGGCACUAAAACGGGAUCGCUGGUUGCAGCUCUGCUACUACCGCUGCUGGUUGGCUUAGGAAAUGCUUCACCCGAUCUGGGGCUGGACAUAAGCAUCCAGUUCGUCACCAGCGACAACCCUAACAUUCAGCAAGCCGCCAAUGUAGUCAACUCGGUUUCCUCCGAUUUGAAUGGAGCGAUUGGAGGCUUUCAAAUCCCACAGAACGCGGGUAGUACAAACUUGACCACAGCCGCCACAGCGCUUGUAUCGCUAGUGACCAGCAUCACUGGCACGGUCAACAAUGUCCUGCGCAACAUCUCCACCAUCGCAAGCCAGAAACAAACAGCUCCAUCGUGCAUGUUCGCCAGCCUGAACGCUACCAUCGAUAAGGCAUUUGCGUUUAUCGACGGAGCCUCCACGCUGGUUUCGCAAAUCAAUGCGUCGACCUCCGCUAACACUGGGGCAACGCUGUCCGCCACGGUUAGCUUGAUUCAGCAGGCUCUGCAACAGAUUACCGCCCAGCUGGAUCCACUGUACACCGGAGUGGCCACAAUUGUACAGAGCGGCACAGUUUCAGCCAGCUCCGUGUCGGCCAACAUCUCCCCGGCCGUAACAAUCCAACUUUCUGGUGCGAUCUCGGUCAUGACGACGGCUGAGGGAGCCCUGAACACGGUGGUUCGCGCUAUUCGGACGAGCUUCGAACAGGCUAGCAGCGUUCUUAACAGCUAUACCAACGACCUGCAAAAUGCUGUCACGUCGGUCAACAACACCGAGAGCGACUACUACAACCAAGUCGUCAGUCGCAUCAACUCGUUCAAGGGCAAAGUGACUUCCGACUCCAGCGGAGGCGUGUCGGACAUCAGUGGAACCCAAUCGAAGAUGUCCCAAUUCAUCCAGGACACGGUGACGCGCACCACCGCUCAGUCGUUGUUAACCAGCAUCACUUCGUUGACAACCUCAGUACAAACCUUGUACGAUGGGUACUCUAAAGCCGCCGAAAACCAGCUUACCUUGGCUUACACCGCGGUCGUAGCGUUCGUGCAAAAGAACGUAAAUGCGCUGGUUACGGUAUUCGAUACAUCUGCCAACGCGCUCGCGUCCACUAUGUCGUCGGCUGGCACUUAUGCGAGUAACUGUAACAGCCGCUACGGUGGGACGAUCCUUAACCUGGAUAACAAUAUGAAAGACCAGCUGAACCGUUGCAUCAACGAUUACGCCAACACGGGCUACACGGACUCGUUCGUCAGCGAUUACAACCAAGUGAUCCGUGAGCAGACCCGUACCCUUGCCACACGGAUCACUUUCUGCCUCAAUCUCGGCUCCAGCACAUCCAACAACAUUAUCAAGGCCGGCAUUUCCGCAUGUUUCAGCGAGACUGUCAACAUGAUCAAUGUCAUCCUGGUUGAUAUGACGAAUCAGAUAGCGCUCGUUAAAGCGUUUAUCAGUCUGGAGGGUCUGGCGAUGGUGCAGCGCGUGGAAGUCUGCUCCGCCACCCUGAAUUCUGGUUUGACCGCCGAGUCCAAGACACUCAACGAUCUGUUGACAACAUGCCAAACGACGAACCAGUAA